Molecule: messenger RNA, 2601 nt
Organism: Aspergillus mulundensis
Lineage: Eukaryota; Fungi; Ascomycota; Eurotiomycetes; Eurotiales; Aspergillaceae
Product: fungal specific transcription factor domain-containing protein
Exons: 5
Coding region: 1-2601 (866 amino acids)
Biological process (GO): DNA-templated transcription
Molecular function (GO): zinc ion binding; DNA binding
Source: RefSeq, a predicted model, not a curated record
AUGGUGCCACCACCGCAAAGUGCGCUGCGACGCCGCGACCCGCGGGUCUCCGUGCACGCGCUGUCGGCAGGAUGGGCGGGAGCAUUCAAUUUGCCCGUUGUUUUGAGAACCGGGCGUAGUGUCCUGGGAUUGGGACCUGUGCUGAUUGAGAUGCCGCAUGGUAGGUACACGGGCCCCGGGUUUACUGUCCCCGGUAUUGGGCGCGCUGGGCGGGAUGGGAAUGCGAGUGCGAGUGCGAGUACGGCUACCGCGACGAAUCCGCAUCUUGAGAGGAUUCGGGCGCUGGCGUUGCAGGCGGAUGGGGAUGGGGAUGGGGAUGGACGCGCCCGGGCGGGUGAGACGCCCCCGGGCCAUGUUCACUUUGCGCAUUAUGCGUUCCUCGAGCUCCGCGGUCUUACCACGGGCAGUCUGGACACCGCGGAUAUUGCGUUCCUGGCUGCAAAGGGGUGUCUGAGUGUGCCUGCGAACUCGGUCCUCGAUGAAUUCGUCCGCGCGUAUUUCCUGCAGGUCCAUCCGAGCUCGCCGGUGAUCGAUGAGGGGGGGUUUUGGCGCACAUAUAAAGAAGGUCACGACGGGAAGAAGAUCUCGCUUUUCGUCUUUCAGGCUGUUGCUUUUGCGGGGUGUCCGUACGUCGCCAUUGAAACGAUCCGACGAUGCGGGUGGAAGGACAGGCGCACCGCGCGAAAUGCGCUCUAUCUCCGCGCCAAAACGCUCUACGACCUGCUCGCUGAGGACAGACCGCAUUGUCUGGCGCAGGGCGCGGUCAUUCUGACGCUGCAUACGUCCGCGUCGGAGCCGCAGAUCAGCAGCCUUUGGUUGACCCGUGCGAUUCAGAAUGCUAUGAUCAUUGGGAAUGCUGAAUCCGAAGUGGCUGUGGUUGAUUUGGAUAGGAAAGAGAAGAUGAAGAAGAGGCUGUGGUGGGCAAUCAUCCUCCGCGACCGGAGUGUCUGUCUUGGGUUGCGGCGGCGUCCGCAGGUCACGUCGUUCGAUAUGGCCAUGGGGAUCGUGACCGAGUUACCUGAUGAAGAGGACUUUGCGGACGAGAUCGCCAACUCGCCGGUUUACAGCCCUGACAUCAAACGGAUGAUGCUGAAGGUCCUGCAGGAGCAGUGCCGGCUUGCUGUUUUGCUAUCGGAAAUGAUUACGUUUGUGUUUGCGAGCCAUGGCAUUGCAGCCCCGUCGUUGUCAUUGGAGCAGUUCCAGGAAGAGCUGGUGAAGAUCGCUAGGACGAAGAGUGCCAUGGAGCGGUGGGAGAACUGCUCGUCGUUGAAGCAGUGGAUGGAUGCUGGGAAAGAGAAGGGGGAGAAGGUCCCGGAGGCAGUGCUGCUUUUUGUGAACUUCACGUACAUGUACUACCAGACCGCCCAUAUCAACCUCGCACACUACGAAACCCUCCUCCUCGAAAACCACCCGCUAUUCUGCGGAAAGGACUACCUCCCCUACCUCCUUGCUGCCGGAAAGACCCUUCGAAUUGCGAUGGCCAAGUUGACCAGCAUAAUGGAGUAUUUCGGGCGCGAAGGGCGAGCGCAGAACCUGCCGCUCAGCGUGCUCGCCUACGUAGCAAUGCCACUCGUCCUCACGGCCAUCGACCUCAAGCUCUCCCCGACGUCCGCCGAGAUGGCCCGUCGGCGGAAAAGACUCGAUGCCCUCGGUGAAAUCGUCCGACAUUCAGGUCGUGUCUACGAUGUCACGGACUUUGUCACGGCCGGGACGAACCACAUCUUGCGCCUCGCAUACAUGACAUCCCAGCAUCUGUUCCUACGAUGGGACGACGUCGAGCAACACACCCGAAUUACAGAGAGACGUGGGUCCGCUAGCUCGUCGUCUGCUUCCAGCUCAACCCCGAGCUCCAUCUCCAGCCCUGACCAGCUCUCGGGUGAUGUUUCGAGCGCAGUAGCCCCUGAACCGAUAAAUGACCAUGCUUUAGCACCGGGAGGAAGGGCAGACUCAUGGCACGAAGCGUUCCUCCGUUUCCCGCGCGCGUACCUCCUCAUCUCGACGAGCGUGGACUAUUCCCUGGCUGUUGGCCGCUUGCCGUAUGACAAUGCGCUGCCGGAGCUCGUCCGGUGUAUACCGCCCAUUGGGUUGGGCAUUCGCUUGCCAUGGACGGUGGAGACGCCAUCGUUAUCACCUGUUAUGGAGAUGGACAUCCCCGUCGAUAGGGCGAGGAGCAGCCGGGGGAAUUUGCCGUACAUCGAUGGGAGGAGUAUUGCGCCGGCCGAGCAGAAUAAAGACCAAGAUCCCGACCAUGAUCUGCUCACUUUAUCAAACAUCUCUCUUCCUCCUAUACCUACUAAUAGUGCAAUCCCGCAGCAACCGGCGGCCUCAAAUUCCCAACCUCCACUUCCACCUCCACCUCCACCUCCACCCGACGAAAUCAACCUCGACUACCUCUACAUCGCCCCCGACACAACCGACCAGCUGCAACUGCAAAGGAUGGACACAACCCCCGACUUCGAUAGACUCGACCUCCAGCAGUUCGCGCAGGGAUUUGAUCCGCUGAUCGAGUCGUGGGUGCAGGAGUAUUUUGGCGAGGGGGAUGGUCCGCAGCUCGAAAGUCCGCCGUUAGAUGUUGGGAUGGAGAUUGAUGGGUUGAUUUAG